Messenger RNA from Sinocyclocheilus grahami, 1633 nucleotides. RefSeq names its product E3 ubiquitin-protein ligase TRIM50-like. Bases 177 to 1235 code for a protein of 352 amino acids. Gene Ontology annotation, molecular function: protein binding. The record is from RefSeq and is a predicted model, not a curated record. The transcript has 6 exons. Lineage: Eukaryota; Metazoa; Chordata; Actinopteri; Cypriniformes; Cyprinidae.
CACCACGAGAUUCACCACACGCUCCUGUCGUGACUGCUGCGGCGAGGCCAUUCAGACAACGAGCAACGAGAUGCACGAACACCAAAUGAGGCUGUGAUGUAGAAAAAAACUUUCUGAGGAUAUUUCAAAAGGUUAAAUAGAAAGAUUUCUAAUAGGGUCACAUCAGGCUGUCCAAUAUGAUGAAAGAUUGCCUUCAGUUCCUCAUUGAGCCAGCCAAGAAGCUCAAGUUUCGUCUGAAGGAGACGCGGAAGAGAGUGAAACAUGUAAAGAAAGAGCCGUUAACAGAGAGUCAGCUGUUUAUAAUGGAGCUCGCGCGAGAACUCAACAGGAUCUGUCAGAGGUCAGAUAUUCUGGCUCACAUCUGGACCGGAAAGGACGUAUGGCCUCCACACGCCUGUCGAGAGUUCAUUGUGGAGACCGCCAACAUCCUGGAGAUGAAGGAAGAUACUGAGACGCCCAUGCAAGUUUAUGCUGAUCUGCAUCCAGAAAAGCGGGACUGGAAGAAUCAGUUACUCAGCAUGCUGGAGCAGGGAGGAGAAUAUGACUUGGGCCCGUACAAAAGGAUCAUUUUAGACUGGACCAGAGGACAGCGCAACAGACACCCGGUGAGGAAGAUUCAGAAGAUACAUCUGCAUACACUACCAAAUUUCAUUAGAAUGCUGCUCUGUUUUACAGUGGAGGUGACUCUUGACCCAGAGACGGCCAACCCUGCUCUGGUUCUGUCUGAGGACUGCAAGCGCAUGCAGUGUGGUCUGGAGCGGCGUGAGGUUCCUCACAGCCUGCGGCGCUUCGACAGCUGGUGGUGCUGUCUCGGCUCUGAAGGCUUCUUGUCGGGACGCCGGUACUGGGAGGUAGAAGUGGGCGACCGUGAUUGGCGUCUCGGGGUGGCCAAAGAAUCAGCUCUCUGCAAAGGCUACAGACCGCUGAACACCCAGAGUGGAUACUUGACCCUCAGGCUGGAGAGGGGCUCCGAGCUCAAGGCGCUGACCACACCACCCACACCCCUGCCCCUGUCGCUCAUCCCACGGAGGGUGGGGGUCUAUCUGGACUAUGAGGAGGGGCAGCUGUCCUUCUAUGACACCCAGAAGCGUGCGCACAUCUACACAUACAGCAAGAGGUUCACAGAGAAGCUUUACCCGGUGUUUGGGACGGUGGAGAUGGUCCGCGAGAUGGUGAUCAGGCCUGCAGACCUAAGGGAGCGAUGUCUCUGUAAGGGACAAUGUCUGUUCUGCUAAUAAUGAACGCACAAUCCUUAUGCACACGAAUGUGAAAAAAUUACACACACCAUAAAAUAACAGUAAUUGAUCAAUGCUUACAAAAAAUAGAAGCAUAGAGAGAAUUUGACAUUUUUUAGAGUAGCUAAAGCUGUGAAAUCUGCACCACUAGCAUCAUCAAGGAAAUGUUAAAAUACUGUUGUUAAACAAUCUGACUGAACAAACAGAGAGUCCUGCCCAAGACUCGUCACAGAGAGAGCUGCAGUGAUGACUUAUUUCUGUAGGCCAAUCUGGAAAGUUUGGAAACCAAUAGGAUUUUUCCACUGGCUUUUGUACUGAUGGUUACUCAAAGUUUUUGGAUUUUUACAGAAAAUAAGAUCUGUGACCAAAAAGUUCAUAUUCACAAAUGAACACAAAUU